AAAUACUUAACAAAGCUCGGCUACUAUUCUUCUCGCCGCCAAUAAAAUCCUAAACCCUAACAAAAAGAAGCUAACUGUAUGAUUCCUUCGGCAAUGGCGAAUUCGACCGAAACAGCCGUGGAAUCUCUGCACCAUAUCAAGUCAACAGAGCCACCGGAAUGGCUCGUGCCUAAACAGGAGCUCUCGCAAGCGGUUCGAGCGGCCUCGAAGCUUCUGUUUUCUAGCCUGAAACCGCAUUGUCCAAAGUCUCCAUUUGAUCAGCUUCUGACCGAAGGGUUCGACACGGAGCAGAUAUGGCAACAGAUUGACCUCCAAUCACAACCGCUACUGUCCUCCCUCCGCCGCGAGGUCAAGAAGUUUGAGAAACACCCGGAGGAGAUUUCCAAGCUCAAGGAUGGUGGUGUAGGAGGAGGAGAGAAGAAGAAGGUUCUAGAACAAAUCGAGACUGACAAUGUUGUUAAUGAUGACGAAGACGAUGAUGAUAUGGAUAUGGACGAAGAUGAAGAUGAUGAGGAAGAGGAGGAUGAAGAGGGGGAGGAAGAGGAGAAAGAGAGAGGAACGGAAGAAGAGAGUGAGAAUGAAGGAGAAGAAAAGGGUGGCAUAGAGGAUAAAUUUUUGAAAAUCAAGGAAUUGCAAGAGUAUUUGGAGGAGGAUGAAGCUAGGGAAUUUGGCUUGAAGAAGAAGAAAACAAAGGCGGAAUCUAAGAAGGAGGAAGAAGACACAGAAGAAGAAGGUGAUGACGAUGAAGAUGAAAAUGAAGGAAGUGAGGAUGACGAUGAUGAGGCACAGGAGGAGGAAGAUGGGCUCGGGCUCUUUGAUGGGAAUGAUGAAGAGGAUGAAGAUGACUUGGAAAAUGCCAGAUAUGAAGAUUUUUUCAGUAGAAAAAAGAACAAGAGUUCCAAGGAGAAAGCCAAAUCUAGAGACAUGUUGGAAGAAGAUUCAGGAUCAGGUGAUGAACAAGAUGUGGAUAAGAGAAAGGAUGGCCCUUCUAAGCAUGAAAAAGAACUUGACAAACUCAGAUCUAAAAUAGAGGAAAUGGAGAAGGCCAACUUGGAUCCAAAAGUUUGGACAAUGCGUGGAGAGGUAACUGCAGCACAAAGGCAAAAGAAUAGUGCAUUAGAAGUUGAUUUAGAUUUUGAGCACAAUGUCAGGCCUGCCCCUGUAAUCACAGAGGAGGUUACUGCAUCACUUGAAGAUUUGAUUAAGACUAGGAUCAGUGAGGGCCUGUUUGAUGAUGUUCAAAAGGCUCGAACUUCAUCAUCCAAAGUGCCAAGAGAAAUCAAAGAGCUGGAUGAGAGCAAGAGCAAAAAGGGUCUUGCUGAAGUUUAUGAGGAAGAAUUUGUCCAGAAAACAGAUCCAGCCUCUGCCCCGUUGACCUUCUCAGAUGAACUAAAGAAAGAGGCCAGUAUGCUGUUCAAGAAACUUUGCUUGAAGUUGGAUGCUCUUUCUCAUUUUCAUUUUACACCAAAACCUGUUGUUGAGGACAUGUCUAUACAAACAAAUGUCCCCGCCCUUGCCAUGGAAGAGGUUGCACCUAUGGCUGUCUCAGAUGCAGCUAUGCUGGCUCCUGAGGAAGUUUUUUCUGGUAAAGGUGACAUUAAAGAAGAAGCAGAACUGACAAAGGCAGAGAGAAAGAGGAGGAGGGCUAACAAGAAAAGGAAGUUUAAGGCUGAAGCAGCUAAAAGGAUGGGUAAAAAGGCACGACAGAUGAUAACCGUAGGCAACAAUGACGAAGGCAGGGAAGGAUAGUUUGUGACCUAGUUUUGGUGAAGCGGGGGAAAUGGCAUAUUCUAAAGAGGGAAAGACAAAGCAUGCAUCCAUGCAUACUUAAUGUUACUCUUUAUCUCUGUCUAGCUUUUGCAAGCUUAGAGCAAGCCAAACAAUGAGACAGAGGUGGAAUCAAAUCUGGUAUUUUAGUUCCUAAGAAUAUAAUUAAUAUUGGUUACAAGUUUUGGUAGAUAAUGUUUAAUGUUUACACUGACAGACAAUAAUAACAUUUGCUAUUGUAUGAGCCAAUUCAAGUGUUAUUAAUUGCUUUUUCACUA
Molecule: messenger RNA, 2045 nt
Organism: Gossypium raimondii (Peruvian cotton)
Lineage: Eukaryota; Viridiplantae; Streptophyta; Magnoliopsida; Malvales; Malvaceae
Product: M phase phosphoprotein 10
Exons: 13
Coding region: 79-1749 (556 amino acids)
Biological process (GO): rRNA processing
Cellular component (GO): Mpp10 complex; nucleus; small-subunit processome
Source: RefSeq, a predicted model, not a curated record